Molecule: messenger RNA, 1262 nt
Organism: Equus caballus (horse)
Lineage: Eukaryota; Metazoa; Chordata; Mammalia; Perissodactyla; Equidae
Source: RefSeq, a predicted model, not a curated record
GCCCAGAAUUACAUGGGAGAAACAUGAAGUAGCUGAGCUUUUCCUUAGAAGCAGACUUGGAGCCGAUUAGCAGAUGUGGUACACAUCAGCUUCUGGAGAAACUGGAAAGAAAAGAAACACAUCUAGAUAUAAAGCUUUCAAGAUAAGGCCUUUAUGAUGUUCACGGAUUUGGGAUGAGAGGAUGACAUCAAGGACAAUGAGGUUGACAAGUUGUCCCUGCACAACAGCUAAUUGUGACCAAACUGAGAAAACAAAGACUUGCUGGGUUCUCAUGAUUUGGGUGAAGGCAUUGAAGUACAUUAAAUAAGAAAACUUCAUAUAUAACUAGACCCAAGUCAAUGGAAAAUGUCAACCAAACCAGCAGUGUCUCUGAGUUCAUCCUCCUGGGACUCUCCUCCCGGCCUGAGGACCAGAAGCCACUCUUUAUCCUCUUCCUCACCAUAUACCUGGUCACCAUAACAGGGAACCUACUCAUCAUCCUGGCCAUCUACUCUGACCCCCAGCUUCAGACUCCCAUGUAUUUCUUCUUGAGUUGCCUGUCUUUCACUGACAUUUGCUUUACAACAACCAUAGUCCCCAGGAUGCUAGUGGACUUCCUGUCAAAGAAGACCAUCUCCUAUGCUGGGUGUCUGACACAGAUGUAUUUUAUUUAUGCUUUGGGCAACUCUGACAGCUUCCUUCUGGCAGUCAUGGCCUUUGACCGCUAUGUGGCUAUCUGUGACCCCUUCCACUAUGUCACCACCGUGAGCCACCGCCGUUGUGUCCUGCUGGUGGCCUUCUCCUGCUCAUUUCCUCACUUCCACUCAUUCCUACACACACUUUUGCUGAAUCAUCUCAUCUUCUGUGACUCCAAUGUUAUCCAUCACUUUCUCUGUGACAUUGGCCCUCUGCUGAAAUUGUCUUGUUCCUCCACAUUUGUCAAUGAAAUUGUGAUAAUGAUAGAAGGAUCUGUUGUUUUGGUGACUCCCUUUCUAUUCAUUGCUUUCUCUUAUGUACUAAUCCUCAUUGCGGUUCUCAAAAUUCCCUCAGCUGCUGGGAAACGUAAAGCCUUCUCCACCUGUGGUUCUCACCUCACUGUGGUAACACUGUUUUAUGGAAGCAUCUUCUAUGUCUAUUUACAGCCCCUGUCCACCUACGCUGUCAGGGACCACAUAGCAACAAUUGUCUACACAGUUUUGUCCUCCAUGCUAAACCCUUUUAUCUACAGCCUGAGAAACAAAGACCUGAAACGGGGCCUGAGGAAGCUGAUGGGAAAGAAGUAA